AUGAGGAGCAAAAGGGCACGUCAACAACUCGCCAUGGAGAUUAUCGCAUGCUCUGCGCUUGCAACGCCAGGACACCACCAUCUUCACGCCCUCCUCGAAGCUGUAGGGCGCAUCAACUACCACGUAAUCGCCUUGCAGGAAACAAAGUCCAGGAAGACGGACGUGAGGCAGAUGAGUGAUGGCACACUCAACGUGGUGAAAAAGUUCCAUCACGGAAGUGCCUCAAACCUCGAACAAGAACUUGGAACGAAUUUUGAAACCUACCAAGGAUCUGCUAGAGAGGAUGAGAGCACUGGGGCUGGAUCCGGCUGCUUCACAUCUCGAGCGUCUGAUCUCGGACGUGCGAGGUCAUAUAAUGAGAAAUGGACACUAAAAACUCAAGAAUGCCCUUACGAAGCAAAACGUCCUCGAGGGAGGCCAACGACCAGAUGUGCUGACAUGUUCGUUGCACGGGUGGACCACUUGAUAUCAGCUGGUAACGAGCAAUGGAUCUGGACCUCGCGAACGACGUCACCGCAGCUCAAUACCAUCAUCGUGGAUGACGCUAGCGAGAGACACAAACGAAUGGAAACAAUGCUGGGGCCUACACAACGAGUGAAGACAGGCCAUCUAAGUGUCUAA
This is a messenger RNA of Strongylus vulgaris, 621 nucleotides long. Lineage: Eukaryota; Metazoa; Nematoda; Chromadorea; Rhabditida; Strongylidae. The record is from the annotation of a GenBank genome assembly.